CACAAAAAUCUGACGAAAAUUUGACAUUUUCUUCAUCGUCAUCAACUCCAAAGACUGUGCAGGCUGAACCUCGAAAAGCAGAGAAGAAAACUUUUCGCUCGAGUGGAAUAUUCAGAUUAAAAUCACCAACUAGAUCUCGCGAAGAAAUGUCUACCAGUUUAAUUGAAAAGACUGAAAAGCAAAUUUUGUCUUCGAGUAAAGGACCGGAAAGAAAAAUUUCAUUUCAUAGUCAAAGAUUAAGUUUGAAAUGUAAGUUUUUAAUAAUUAACCAAGGAAAAAAUGAUUCGUACGAUGAAUCAUUUUCACCUGGGUACAUUUUAAAAAUAUUUUAUUAAAAUAACAAUUUAAAAAUUUUAAUUUAUUUAAUUCCUUUUUUUCUUUUUCAGCACCAAGUGAUUCUCCUGAAAAGCUGUCACCGUGUUCAGUUCACCGUGUACCAACAGAAACAUCAUUAUCAUUAUCGUCAUCAACUGGACCUGAUUUAAAAAUCACUUCUUCAAAAGUAGAGAAAUCGAAAAAGCAAGAAGCUAAAUUUUCCCAUUCAACAUCAACUUCAAAAAGAGAUGGUAAAAUUUUGUAUUCUUUUUUCUUCUUUUAUAUUUUCUUAAUCUCUCUCAAUAUAAAAUUAAUAAAAUUUUCAUUUCUUCCAAUUAUAGGUGUUGACUCAUCAAUUGAAAGUGGUGCUGGCCCCUCUUCAAAACGAAAGAAAUACAGUGUCGAGAAAUCUACAAUUGGUGUUUCUUCAAACAGAAAAAGAACGUCAAUUACUUUGGAUAAUGAAAAUAUUGAUAAACCGUUGCAUCAUAAAGUGAGAAGAAGAUUGGAAUUAAUGGGAACAGAAAAGCAUACGGUAAAAGUUUGUUUGGGAAAAUUAUGUAAAUCAGCAAACAUUAAAAAUCGAAUUGAAGAAGAUGCAAAGGUUGUUUCAUCAAUGAUGUAUGAGGCAACAACAAUGGCAUUAUUCGGCCUAUAUGAAGAAACGAAUGUUGAAAAUGUUGAAAAUUGCCCAUCAUUGUUGGAGAAAUGGACCAACAAUGGUCCCGACUUUCUGUCAUUUUUAAUAUCAUUAAAGCAGAAAGUAAAUGCUCAACGUAAAGUAACUGAACAGGAUGCGAAAAUAAAUACAAUGGUCAACGAAUAUAAAGAAUUAAGGAAUGACAUUCCACUUUAUGACGGAGAACAUAGAACGGCAAUAAUUCAGGAGGCAGCUUUAGUGUUGAAUCGAAACUUUAAAACAAAUUUCACGACGCAUGCAGCAUCACGAUUAAGAAGAUAUUUGCAGCUAUUAAUGGAAAUUGAAGACGAAGAAAAAAAUCAUAUGGAAGUAGAUGAAAUUCAAGAAAUUUGUUCAGUUUACCGUAUCAAAAAUGAUAAUGAUGAAAAAAUAAAAAUUAGGAGUUUUAAAAAUAGCAUUAAAAAUGAACAAAGAAAAGAAUUUCAAAAAUCUCAAAAAAAAAUUCCAGAUGAAAUGCGAGAAAAAAAUACAUCAGACUAUUGCGAUGAAAGAUAUGUUCGACAGGAAAAAUAUCGCAAACAUUGCGAUAAAGUCUAUUAUAAAAAAAGGCCAAGAAGGCGAAGAAAAAAAUCGAAAAAGGAAAAAGAAGAAGAAAAAGAGAAGAAUGAGGAAAAAGAAAAAGAGAAGAAUAAGGAAAAAAAGAAAUUUCGAAAAAGAAGGCCUUCAUUUUAUAAACAAUCUGUUGCUGCUUUAAAUCUCCUGCUGCAAGAAAAUAAAUGUAAAGUGAAAGGAUUCCCUAUUGAUUUACUGAAAAAGGAUGAUGAUGAUGAUGGAAGAAAAUUGGACUUUACAAAAUUGACAAAAGAUGAAGAAUGGCAUAAAUUUUUGCCAUUUUUCAUUAUGAUUCAACAAGAAUUUCAUGAUAAAAAGAAGAAGAAUUUCACAUUAAUUCCACAAAUUUCAUUAGGCGUGAAGCAUGUCGUUUAUACAAAUACUGCUUUAAAAGAUUUGCAAGUGGCAACUGUUAUUAAAGAAAUUAAAGAAAAAAAGGCAAUUUUACAAAAAAAGAAAAAAAAUUCAAGAAAGAAUAAGGAUCAUCUUCAAAGAGCAGUUGAUAAAAUGGACGAUGAAAUGAAGCGCUUAAGUGAAAUGAACAAUGAAGAAAGGUGGAAUUCAAUGUUCAACUUUAAAUCAAUCCAAAGAGGUCGAAAAAGAUUAAAGAAUGGUGGUAAAUUUUCUGGUACAGUAACGACAAAUGGUGUGGACGUGUCAGUAAUUUUUGAUUUACCCACAAAACAUGAUGUUGUACAAUCAAAGAAGAAAGUUGGAAGUUACAAAAAAUUUUGUGGUUUUGAUCCUGGUGCGAGGGCGACUCUGGCUGGCGUCAGUAGAGAAAACGAUCCUAAUCCAACCACUAAUGUAAAAAAGGAUUCAGCUAUUUACAUUGGUAGUUGGAUGAUGAGAUGGCAGAUGGGCGACUACAGAAGAAGAGAAUUAAUGAAGAAAAAAGGUAUAGACAUGCAAAAAUAUUACAAGCAACUUGCUGAGGAUCCAUGGAUGGAAAAUUUUUGCAUGACUAAUCCUCGAGAUCGCCAUCGCAUAACAAAAUAUAGAAUACAUCUUUUACAAAAUUUCCAAUCACUUCAUCAAAAAAGAUCCGUAACGCGUUUACGAAUUGAUCGAUAUUCAGCACAAAAGCGACAAGUUGAUCAACUUGUGAAUUGGAUAGUAGGUGAUACAAAGAAGAAACCCUGUUUCGUUGCUAUUGGUGGAGCUGAAAUACCUAAUUUUAUCAAGGGAUACACUAAAGCUCCUUUGAAACGUAUUCAACAAACUCUUUUUCAAAGAUCAGAAGAAUUAGGAAAGGAUAAAUUGCAAGUCGUGAAAGUAAAUGAGUUUAAUACAACAAAAAUGUGUAGUCGCUGUGUGAGACCACUUAAAAUAUCCAAGAGUCCCCAUCGAUACACUUAUUGUGCGAAAUGCAAAACAACGUGGGAAAGAGACGUAAAUGCAGGGCGUAAUAUUCUUAAUCUUGCACUUGUUCAAGAGAAGAUCAUACCAAAGGAUUCCAUAAAAAAUCACCAUCUAUUUCGGAUCAAGAAUCAUGACAUUGAACAUGAGGCUGCAGAAUUGCAGAAAUAAUUUUUCCCAUCACUUUCAACAUUCAUUUUUAAAUCACUAAGUAAAUCUCUUAAAGGACAAUGAAAAGGAGGAACCUCGACAACCGGAAAUACAAAUUUCUACGAUGGACAAUAUACUGCUUAAUUGCGGAAAUAAUUUAACAAAACAUUAUUCGGUCCUGGUGGUGAUGGCUUUUUGCCAUUGUACAUACCGGGAGAUCUCUUAUGAGAUCCGAACCAGCCUGUAAAAAGGCAUACCAGGUUUUUUAAGAAAUUAAAAAACAUGCUACUUCUUUUAUUGAUUAUUGUUUGAAUUUUUCAAAUUUUUUAUAAAAACAAAAGCACAUUUGUGUUUUUUUUUAUAAAUUAAAAUAAUCAAUAAUAGGAGGGGAGGUAAUUUUGUAAAACACAUUUAUUUCUUUAAAUUUAAAUCAUUUUUCU
Molecule: messenger RNA, 3516 nt
Organism: Leptopilina heterotoma
Lineage: Eukaryota; Metazoa; Arthropoda; Insecta; Hymenoptera; Figitidae
Exons: 3
Coding region: 830-3097 (755 amino acids)
Source: RefSeq, a predicted model, not a curated record